This is a messenger RNA of Phycomyces blakesleeanus NRRL 1555(-), 1234 nucleotides long. RefSeq lists its product as hypothetical. The record is from RefSeq and is a predicted model, not a curated record. The transcript is spliced from 5 exons. The coding region runs from base 33 to 425 and encodes 130 amino acids. Lineage: Eukaryota; Fungi; Mucoromycota; Mucoromycetes; Mucorales; Phycomycetaceae.
CCAACAUCAAAUAAACAUAAAAAUCAAAUCAAAUGACACCAGAACAGAAAGCUACAUUCGAGGCAUUUUCAAAGUAUGAUUUCGACAAUGAUACCAGAUUCCAGUCAGGUGUGUCUUCAUUGAUGAAUCGUUACAAGAAAGAGUCGAUCGAUUCUGAUGAUAUUUUGGAGCGAGCCCAAUGGUUUUAUUACACAAAGUUUGUCGAGCCAUUUGAUCUAGAUGCCUUUAGAGAAUGGAAAGCAAAGAAAGAGGCUGAUGUUGACCAGGAGCAAAAACGCUUUACGUUUCAAGAGUUGGUGGAAAUGAUUGAAACAGGAAAGGAAAUCCCAGGCAUCAAACAAAUCCCAAACACUCUUAAUGAGGGUACACCCAGUCAACCGAAAUUAAACGUGCGUCGUAAACCAUGGGAAUCAGUUACAGAAUAAUUGACUAAUUGACCAAUUGACCAAUUGAUCGAUUAAUGGUCUGUAAUUAAUAAAAAAUGCAUUUUUAGUUUAAAAAUCGGCAAAUAUUUCCAGCAAUGCCAUUUUGGUUUGGUUGUAACAAAAGUGUAUGUAUAUUGGUUGAUUGGUUGAUUGAUUAUAUAAUAAAUAAAUAAAUAAAUAAGUAAGUAAUGAUGGUAUACUAUGUGAUAUUUGAUUUCCUUCUUUCUGCCUCUCUAUUAAGACACAUAUAUAAGAUAUUCCGUCUCAUUUGGUUUCAAAAAGAGAAAGUGUUCUUUAAAUGCCCAUCUGAUGAUGGUCGCACGAAUCAUCUGGGGUAACUGGCAGAGAAUAGGAGAACUUUGGAUUGACAGGUGCUCUACAGGGUAGUUGAUGGAGUAAAAGGGGCAGCUGAGGGCGUUUUGCUGACAGGGGUUGUGGAGAGGGACGGCUGAGGAAAUGGGAGGAUAGAGGAGACUGGACAAAUGUGUAUUCUUUCUUGGGUGACAAUAGUACUUGUUGCUGAGACUGCCAGCCCCAGAGACUGUUCUGUAAACGGCCAAUGGACGAUUUGAGGAUCCAGUUGGUGCAGUCCAAGGUGAUACUAGAGGUAAUUUCGAUGGCAAGCAGAGUGAACCUGAGGAUGAGAAACGAGGAUGUCAGGGUGCUUGUGAUCACUGCCAAUAUGGCAAGUGAAGUUAUCACCGCCAGAAUGAUUGGUGUUGCGAAUACACACAUAAUAGUAGUCGUAGCUGCAGCGAAUGUCAUUUUAUUUAUAUUUAUUUAAUUAAUUGAUUAACUGAUUAGCUAAU